Arctia plantaginis is the source of this 1959-nucleotide messenger RNA. The record is from the annotation of a GenBank genome assembly. NCBI's taxonomy places the organism in Eukaryota, Metazoa, Arthropoda, Insecta, Lepidoptera, Erebidae.
AUGGACGGCGCUUCUGCUAAAAAAUCUACUUCCUUUGAGACGUUAGUAAUUCAGAACAUAACAAAUGUGAGUGAAUUAAAAGCAAAACUAAACGAUAUUAUCAAAACUGGAAAGGAUUACGAUUAUGAUGUUUCCUCUUGUCUCAAAGCUUUGAUUAACAGCAGCGACCAAGAUAUUGUGCUGUUAAGCAUUCAAGCUGUAUCUGAACUAGUUAAAUGUGAAGAAAAACGUGAAACGUACGCUGACAAAGCCAUUAUAGCCCCUAUACUGGGUAUAUUACAGAAAGACAUCACCACCGAGAAUGUGGAACUUAUUAAACAGUGUUGUAGAGCUCUUGGGAACUUGUGUUGUGAUUGUGAUAACUCUAGACAAAUCAUCCUUGAAUCAGGCGGGAUACCUAUUCUUAUAAAACUACUUGAAAGGAGUUUUAAUAUGAAAUUAGAAGCAAUUCAAAUGCUUGUGGCCAAAUCUUUACUUAAUUACUCUAUUGGUGGCUCUGAGUUUUCUGAAUCAAUAGUUAAAGGAGGUUUGAUAGAAGUCCUUGCAAGAAUAUUGUCUAUGGAACUGGAGAAAGUAGAUUUUGAUGAUGAUAUGAUAUCAACCUGUCUAUUGAUAUUAAGUGUGAUAAAUGAUAAUUCACCAGAAUUUUUGUUUGAAGAAACAAUAAAUAAAUUAGUUUUGAAAAUUUUGAAAGACACAACUAAUGUGGAGAUUUCUGAGCUAUGUGUUGAUCAUUUACUUACACAAGCUGAACAUGAUUCGGUUAAAACCCUGCUGGCUAAUGAGGGUGGAGUUCAACUGGUAUGUGCCCGUUUAGAGCAGUUGGUGGACAAACAUAAUGCUGGAGACCUCAAUGCUGAUGAUACUGAAGUCCAGUCAAUCAUGAAACAAGCUUGUGAUCUUGUUAUUAUUGUGUUAACUGGAGAUGAAGCAAUGCGCAUUCUUUAUAAGAAUGGUAUGGGUGAAGUGUAUAUCAGUAUGGUGAAAUGGUUGGACUCUCCGAACUACCACCUACUGACUACUGCGGUGUUAGCUAUUGGAAACUUCGCCAGGCAGGACGAUUACUGCAUACAGAUGAUGCAGGACAACAUUUUUGAUAAGUUACUUGACAUAUUCGAAACAUACCACAAGCUGGAGAUCCGUUCGGCGUCGGGCCCGCAGCCCGUGGCGGGCGCGACGCUGUCGAAGCUGCAGCACGGCGCGGUGUCGGCGCUGCGCAACCUGUCGGUGGCGCGCGACAACAAGCGCCGCGCCGCCGCCGCCGGCCGCGCCGCGCCCGCGCUGCUGCGCGCGCUGCCGCUCGUGCGCGACCACCACGUCGCCUACAAGCUGCUGGCCACGCUGCGCAUGCUGCUCGACGGACAAGAGAGUGUGGCUAAGCUGCUAGCGAGCGACGCAGAGGCGCUGGCGAGCGUGGCGCGGUGGGGCCACGCCCCCGAGCACACGGGCGCGGGGGGCGAGGCGCCGCGCCUGCUGGCCUGGGCCGUCAAGCAGCUACGCCACCACCCGCACUGGGCACACAUCGUCCAGGUGGAUGGGUGCAUAUCAAGUCUUGUGAACAUGCUAGUGGCAUCUCACUCCCUCAUGCAAAACGAAGCAAUCCUCGCAUUAACUCUCCUCGCGAUAGAAUCACUCAAAAAACUGUCUCCGGACGAACCAACUGACUACGAUUACGGAAAGAGCUUUACAUCGCAGUUGAUAAAGUCGGAAAUCGGUAAGCACGUUACAAUUUUAGUUGACACCAACUGUGCAAAAAUGCCAGUUGAAGUAGCUGAAAAUUUGCUCGCGUUUCUCGACAUAACAUCAAAGAACAAUGAAGUUCAACUCGAUUAUAAAGAAGCUAAGGUUCAUGAAACCUUGAAGAAGUUCCGUGAUUCGAGAAACGAUUUGAGUGACGACAUGAAGAUUUGUAUUUCGGGUAUCGUGUCUGCCAUAUCCGAUAAUGGAACGAGUGUUUAA